AAUCAGUAACCAGCUAUAAGUCCCAGCACUUGGACGUGCCAAACAUUUGAACGAGACAAAUUUAGGAGAGAAAAAAUGCCACCACCACACGAUCAUUGCGGCGGACAGCCACCCCAUCGUCGUGGGCCCACCAUCAAAGUGCAGAUCGCUGCACCCUGGCCGCGUCGUCAUCGUGCACCACCCAUUGUGGUGGUGCAGCAGAGACCACCUCCACCACCGCCCGUAGUGGUGGUGCAGCAGGCACCGCCGCCAUAUGGAUACUACCAACAGCCGCCGCCACCACAGGGUCCACCCGGAGGCGGUCACUAUCACAAUCCGCAGUACUGAAAA
This is a messenger RNA of Drosophila guanche, 330 nucleotides long. RefSeq names its product leucine-rich repeat extensin-like protein 3. The record is from RefSeq and is a predicted model, not a curated record. Bases 76 to 327 code for a protein of 83 amino acids. Lineage: Eukaryota; Metazoa; Arthropoda; Insecta; Diptera; Drosophilidae. The transcript has a single exon.